Solenopsis invicta (red fire ant) is the source of this 2303-nucleotide messenger RNA. Its product is annotated as 3-hydroxy-3-methylglutaryl-coenzyme A reductase. NCBI's taxonomy places the organism in Eukaryota, Metazoa, Arthropoda, Insecta, Hymenoptera, Formicidae. Gene Ontology annotation, molecular function: hydroxymethylglutaryl-CoA reductase (NADPH) activity; protein binding. The transcript has 6 exons. Bases 1 to 1980 code for a protein of 659 amino acids. Gene Ontology annotation, cellular component: peroxisomal membrane; endoplasmic reticulum membrane. Gene Ontology annotation, biological process: coenzyme A metabolic process; isoprenoid biosynthetic process; sterol biosynthetic process. The record is from RefSeq and is a predicted model, not a curated record.
AUGGUAUCGAUCACUUCGCUGUGGAUCGUCGCGAGUGCGCUGCCACGAGCCGAGACGACGGGAGUCGAGGACGUGCCACAUCCCCGUGCGAGGACGAUUUGCGAGCCAGGCCAGCGUCGUGGUAUCGUUAGCCUGUUUACUGUAUUUUCUAGCUUGUUGUUUACCCUCAGCGUGAUAACUUUUUGCCACAUCGAUAUGGCGAACUUGAAGGACGUCCUAUUUUUCUUUUUUCUUCUUAUCAAUCUGUCAAAGGCCACAACAUUAGCCCAAUAUGCUCUGAGUUCGCAAAAUCAAGAAGAAGUAAAGACAAACAUCGAACGUGGUAUAUCUCUGCUGGAACCGGCCAUCACUGUAGACACCUUCAUGAAGACUCUCCUAACCAGCAUUGGAUCCUCAUCGGGCAUCAAAAGGCUGGAGACUUUCUUCACCUUUGCCUGCCUCGGAGUAAUCAUCAACUACGUCUUCAUGACGCUUUAUCUGGUCUGCUUGUCGCUUAUACUCAAGCUUUUUCGCGGAAACAACAAUAUGGUCCAAUUGAACGUGGACAGAUCCAUAAUGCAGCCGCUAAACGAGGAGGAUCAAACACCGAAUUUAAUUAUGGAGCAUGAUGAUAAUUAUGGAACUGAUAUUACCUAUAGUGAACAAAAUGAUUCUGAUAUAUCGCUGAAAUCUGAAACUCCUAGGAGCUUGGAAGACUGUCUUGCGAAAUAUCAUUCAAAGCUUGGAGCUAAAGCCUUGACGAACGAGGAAGUAAUACAGUUGGUAAAUCACAAACACAUAGCUGCACAUCAAUUGGAAAAAGUGGUCGAUAAUCCCGAACGUGCUGUCGAUAUUAGACGUCACAUUGUGGGUGCUGCUAGCAAGUUCAUGAAGGAGAUGACCGAUUUAUCGUAUAGGAACUAUGAUUACAACAAGGUACUUGGUGCCUGCUGUAAGAAUGUGAUCGGGUACAUACCGGUACCCGUUGGCAUCGUUGGACCGUUGCUAAUCGAUGGCCAGCUCUAUUACGUGCCGAUGGCAACGACGGAGGGAUGUCUAAUAGCGUCAACCAAUCGCGGCAGCCGUGCGCUUCUAAAAUACGGCGUAACCACUUGCGUAACGGCUGACGGGAUGACCCGAGCACCCGUAGUGCAAUUCCCGGACAUUGUGCGCGCAUGUGAGGCGGUAUCAUGGAUAGAACAACCGCGGAACUUUCAAGAGUUGAAGAACAGCUUCGAUCAGACUAGUCGCUUUGCUCGUUUGAAAAAAAUUCAUUCAAGAAUAGCCGGUCGAGAUCUGCAUCUACGUUUUGUUGCCACGACUGGCGACGCCAUGGGUAUGAACAUGCUAUCACAGGGAACGGAAAGGUCUCUGCAGACGUUGCAGACAUAUUUUCCGGAUAUGAAGAUAAUCUCCCUUAGUGGAAACCUCUGCACCGACGAAAAACCUUUGGCCGUCAACUGGAUCGAGGGACGAGGAGGUAAAAACGUGGUGUGCGAAGCGAUCAUACCCGCGGAUGUUGUGGCGUGCGUAUUAAAGACUUCGGUGCUUAAACUUGUUAAGCUUAACAAUAAAAAGAAUUUAAUCUGCUCAGCCUUGGCAGGCAGUGUAGGCGGCUUCAAUGCUCACGCCGCCGAUAUUGUAACCGCAAUUUUUAUCGCCACUGGACAGGAUCCAGCACAAAACAUCGUUAGCAGCAAUUGUCUAACAUUGAUGGAAUUGUGGGGUGUAGAUGGUAAAGAUCUGCGUAUGACCUGCACGAUGCCCAGCAUCGAAGUCGGCACGAUUGGCGGUGGCACUGUUCUACCGGCACAAGAAGCGUGCCUAGGGAUGCUGGGAAUCAAAGGUGGACAUCCUACGGAACCUGGUCAAAAUGCCAAAAGAUUUGCCCAAAUUGUUUGCGCCACUGUACUCGCUGCAGAGCUAUCGUUGAUGGCUGCGUUGACCUCCGGGGAUUUGGUCAAGAGCCAUUUGAGACAUAGUAGGCAUUGUGAAAUUUAAAUGUGAAACCCAACCGAUGAAAAUGUUUCACAAAACGAUUAUUUUUUUCUUUUAUGUUAAAUGUGCAAGUAAUAAAUUAUUGUCCACCGAAAUUGCAACGUAAAAUGUACGACUAAGAAGAUAAUUUUUAAAACCUAAUUAUAUUUUAAACGCAAUGUGAAAUAAUUUACAAAUCUACACGUUGCAAUUACAGUAAAUAGUAAUUCUAUAGUAUAUGCUUCUAAAACAUUUUCAGCGUUUGGGUUUCACUUUUGAAUUAUUCCAAAAUUUUGUUUAUACUAAUCGCUGUAAUUUAAAAAUAUACCUAAUUGCAUUCUUAAUUU